UGUCAAAUGUAUCGAACGCCUUGGGUCGGUCGUUGUGCUCGCGAGCCGUUGCCUCAAUCGUGCUAUGAAAUACCCAUAUUGAGUAUUGUUGUGUUUUCCCCGAGCUCAAUUUCGCGUUCGUACUGGUUUAAUGAGAAUGAACUGCGUUCUGUGUUCAGUGCUUGAAUAACAAUGCCAGUUGUGUCCAACAAUUGUGUAGUGCUGUGAAAAUACCUUGUGUUUGGUGGUCAAUCGGUGCUGAUCAACAAUGACCGAGAAGAAUAAAUCAGAGAAGAUGACUAAUGCAUCAAAACCUGUUCCCAUGAAACUUUUUGCAGCCUGGGAAGUGGACAGGACGCCAUCCAAUUGCAUUCCCAGGCUAUGCACACUGCGCGUCACACGUCUCCGAGUAUGCGGCGCGCUCGGCGAGGCGGGCGGCGGCGCGGCGGGCGGCGCGGGCGCAGGCGCGGUCAUCUUAGCAGCGCGGAUGCACAGCAGCAAGCGUACGCUGCGCUCAAAUGAUAUUGCCGUGCCGCCGCUGGAUGUGGAGCUGGAUUUGUGCUUCUCGCUACAGUACCCGCACUUCGUCAAAAGGGAUGGGAACAGGCUGCAGAUCAUGCUCCAGAGACGUAAGAAGUACAAAAACCGCACGAUCCUAGGAUACAAGACUCUGGCUGAAGGUGUCAUAAGGAUGGACCAGGUGCUGCAGCGUUCAAUGGACAUGGAGCUGGAGCUGACCGGCGUCGGCGGCAAGGUGGGCGCGGCGGCCGGGCAGCCGGUGGCCCGACUCAGCAUCACCGGGCUCGCCUCCACGCCGGUGGACCACGACACCAAGAACAACAACACUCUGCUCAUCACCGAGCGAGGGUACUCCGACGAGGAGGAGGAGGGCGAGUUCAGCUCGGUGGAGGAGGCCGACGAGGUGACGUACGGUGCGCAGGCGCGUCGUCGCGCGCACAGGCAGCUCGCCUUCAACAAGGCGGACCUGUCUUACACUAAGCUGUCCCGCUCUCGCGACUUGAGCUACAUGGAGCGCGAGCGAAAGAGACAGAGCUAUAUGCACUCCAAGGCGAACGACAGGGACAGCGACAGCGAGCUGGAAAACGCAUCCGCCAAGCGCAAGGGCAGCCGCGGCAAGCUCGCGCAACGCAACCUAAAGCAGAAAUUCGCGGCGCUGUUGCGUCGGUUCCGCGUCCCGGAGGACCUGGGAGAGCGAGGGGCUGCGCGGGACACGCAUCAUGCACAGCGGGACAUAGACGAGCUGUUCCAGGAGCUAGAGUCGCUAUCAUGCGGCGAGGGCGAAGACUCCGGGCCCGAUCAGAUGGACACCAUCAGCAUCGGCUCCACACCCAAACCCUCGCUGCGGCCUUUCUUUAGCAGCUCCCGAAGCCUGGCCAACCAGGACCACCACCGGCAUUCCAACGUGACGCGGCACGCGAGCCUCGCCUCCGCCGCCGAGCUGGCCACCGUGCGAGAGCGCCACGUCGCCACCGUCCCGCUCACAGAAUCAGAAGCCAUCAGGAGUUCAGCAGGCGAUGAGCGCGGCAGUGAAGGCAACAGUGACGGUGACGUCACAGCCGACGCCCCGGUGUCCGGGGCUUCUGUGUCGAGCUCACCGCCGAAUGACACUAAAAUGUCCAUGGAGGACAAGCGCUCCCGCCUGUUCCGAAGCGCGACUAGCGGAGGUAACUUGACCCCGGGCUCCGGCGGGCGCAAGAAGAACUCCCUGGUGUCGGCGGCGGAGCGCCCGCUGUCGGCGCACGAGCUGCCCGCGCAGAGCCCCACCGCGCUGGAGGUAAACACACAUGCGACUAGAACAGUAGUCAAUACCCCGGGCUCCGGCGGGCGCAAGAAGAACUCCCUGGUGUCGGCGGCGGAGCGCCCGCUGUCGGCGCACGAGCUGCCCGCGCAGAGCCCCACCGCGCUGGAGCCCCGCCGCGGCCUUUCAGAGCAGGUGGCUCGCGCGGUGGGCGAAGAGGGCCCCGCCCCCGAGGUGGUGGCCGUGGUGCCCCCGGGGGCCCCGGCCGCGGCCCUGCACGCGCUGGGCGCCGCCUGCGUGGUCGCCGCGCCGCACUCGCCCGACGCGCGGCAUCUGCUGCACGCGCUGUAUAAGCAGACGGGCCGGCGCGCGUGCGUGCGGGUAGUCAUUUGCGGCGGCGACGGAGCCACGGCGGCGGCGCUGCGGGCUCAUGCGGAGCUGGCUGCGCGCCGCCCGCACGACGCGCUGCAGAUACGGUUCUACAUCGUGCCCUUAGUGUGGGUGGUGAUAUGUGGCGGCGACGGAGCCACGGCGGCGGCGCUGCGGGCUCAUGCGGAGCUGGCCGCGCGCCGCCCGCACGACGCGCUGCAGAUACGGUUCUACAUCGUGCCCUUAGGCCAGAACACAGUGGCGCGCUACCUAGCAGCCAGUGACAGCACGUACGCAGCGCUGUUUACAGGCGAAUCAUGGCUCGCGCUGUGCGACCGGGCCAAUGACUGCGUGUCCGACAUCGCUGAGAUGUCUUCGAGGAUUGCCAGGUAUUUGAACACCAUCGGGCCCGUGAACAACGUGCCUAUCGGGGAGGCCAUGGUGGCCUACCGCGAGAAGUCCGGCGACGAGGACGCCAGCCAGACCUUCGUGCCCUUCAUCGCGGAGGUUCGCGUAGGCGUGAGCGAGGGCGCGGUGUCGUCGUUAGAGCUGGAGGAGGGCGGCGGCGGCUCGCCCCCCGCGCGGCCCUCGCCGCCCGCCACGCCCGCGCCCGCGCACGACCUGGCGCCGCCGCUGCUGCGCGCCGAGCCGCUCGAGCUGCAGCUGGACUACUGGCUGGUGAGUGGCUGGAGUGGGACGCCAGUGGAGCGAGGCCGCGUGUCCUCGCUGGAGGAGCACGACCUGGCGCCGCCGCUGCUGGCGCGCGCCGAGCCGCUCGAGCUGCAGCUCGACUACUGGCUGCUAGAGCUAGAGGAGGGCGACGACGCCGCCACUGAGCUACAGCUGGACUACUGGCUGGUGAGUGAUUGGAUUGUUGACACUAAAGGAACAGGAAGGCGGCGGUGGUUCGACUUGACGCCGCCGCUGCUGCGCACAGAGCCGCUCGAGCUGCAGCUGGACUACUGGCUGGUGAGUGGCUGGAGUGGGACGCCAGUGGAGCGAGGCCGCGUGUCCUCGCUGGAGGAGCACGGCCUGGCGCCGCCGCUGCUGGCGCGCGCCGAGCCGCUCGAGCUGCAGCUGGACUACUGGCUGGGCGCAGUGUCUUCGCUAGAGCUAGAGGAGCACGAGCUGGCGCCGCCGCUGCUGGCGCGCGCCGAGCCGCUCGAGCUGCAGCUGGACUACUGGCUGGGCGCAGUGUCUUCGCUGGAGCUAGAGGAGCACGACCUGGCGCCGCCGCUGCUGGCGCGCGCCGAGCCGCUCGAGCUGCAGCUGGACUACUGGCUGGUGCCGGGUCGCGCGGCGGAGGGCGCGGACGGCAAGGUGACGAUCAAGGCGUCGUUCCGCGCGCUGCACGUGUCGCGGCAAAACGCUCACCUCUGCAUCACCUACCUUACCAAGGAGAAGAAGCAGAAGAUAAUGCGCCUUGGCAAGAAGAAGGAGAAGUCCGGAGAAACGGAAUCAGGCCGCGCGCAAGUGGUUGACGGCGUGGCGCGUCUCAUCUGCUCCGCCAAGGGCUCGCACAACGCGCCGCUCAAAGUAUUCAUCGACGGCACCGAAUGGAACGGCGUCAAGUUCUUCCAGCUGUCCACGCAGUGGCAGACGCACGUCAAGACCUUCCCCGUGGCCACCUGCGGAGCGCCGCUCGCGCCCCCUGAGUCGUAAAGUCGGGGUCACUGACCGCUUGACAGCACUCGUGGUCAUCUUGGCCACCGCUCGGCGGCCGCAGCGUGCGCACCGCCAUCUACCGGGGUCAAUGACCGCUUGACGACGCCCGCGGCCAUCUUGUCCACCGUCGCUCGGCCAUCCUCGGCCACAUUCGGCCACCCGACGACGGCCGACGAGCCGAGUCCAUCUCCAACCCUAAUCGUACCGACGCAACGUCGACUUUUGUGUAAUCAAUAUUUAUUACGCUAUCGAGCUGCCAUGAUUUAUUAGCGCGUAGGCGGCUUUUGUUAUGUAUUUUGAGUAGCCGUUUGAGAGUCGAUUUAGAAUAAAAUUUGCCGUGCGCAUUCGCGGUGCAGUAUUCGUGUGUAUUCAAGCUACAUAAUAAAGGCUCAAUAAUCACGUUAACUAUUCAUCAUAGUCAUUCAUAAUAGUUAGUAUCGUAUUUAAUGUUAUAAUGGUAUAGUAGUUAUUCGUGUACUCAACAUAUAUCGAGAAAUAAUGGUUCGUGACAUUUCCAAUAUGUAUGUAAGUUAGAUUUUAUGUAUUGGUGUAGUGAAAACCGAAUUUCAAUGAGUAUUCGUCGGCGCAUAUCAGAGCUGGUUCGUGCUGGGCGAGCGGUUGUUUAGUCUGUGAUUCGUGAAUGCAGUUUUUUGUUUUUAAUUAAUUAAGACAAAGGAUUGUCGCAGUCAUCUUUUGUAUUUUUUAUAAGCGCAGCUGAAAUGCUAUUUGGCGACGUUUUUUAAUUUUGUACGGUUAGAUGUUUCAAUAGUACGUUUAGAUGCAAAAUAGAAUAGAAACGUGUUUACUUCGAUAAUAUUUUAUGAUGAAAUAAUCAACAUUAUCUUCCUACAUUUUCCAAGCUAUGCUUAGUCUUCUGUGUCUUGUGUUGUAGUAUUUUAUUAUUGGCGCUAAAAUUUUAAAGUAUCUCGGAAAGAGACUUGGCUCUCUCUAAAUUCGAAAUUAAUUCCGAGCCAGUUUUAGAACGUUUUUUUCCUCGGCUAAUUUUAUUGUGGAAGAAAACUAUCAUUGACAGCAGGCGCGGAUUCAGGUGUUGAAACUGUAGAAUCUGCCUGUCAACAAGCGACUAUCUUUUUUUUUUUUCAAUAAUAUGGCUCAUCUUAGUUGAAUAAAAAUGUCUACGCCAUUAUUCUUAACUUAAGGCACUUUGACUCAAUUUUCUCUUAUAAAUUUAAAUAUGAAUAUACUCUUUAAUGUUGACCCUAAGUCCGCGCCUAGUUGCCAAAAGGGACGCAUGGAGUCGGCACCCUAGAUGCCAACGACUGUCUCAUGAUAUCAUAGAUGUAAUUUCUAUAUUCUCAACAUGUGUAAAGUUUAGAUUUAGCCUUUGUCCGUGAGCGAGAAUGCAAGUUCGAUUGGUUUUAGUGCAGAGUGAAAAUUCUUGAGAUUAAAUGUUAGAGCUUUUGCGUGCGCCCGCCAGAGGCGCUGAUAGUUCCAUUUUACGUUCGAAAUAAAGUUUUCUUUUUAUUAUAGUUAUUUUACUAUACUUUUUAGUAUUUACAUUAUUAACUGUAAAAGAUAAACUUUAUGCCAUACUCAUGGAAUAUAAAAUUGUAUGUAAAAUUAUCUGUAUUAACCAAAAAUUGAUUCGGCUAAUCUUCUGAAUAUUUCAGAAACUUAUUAAUUAAUAAAUUGUGCCAAAAUAUAAUGUAUUCUUCAAUUAACUUAUCGUAAUGUUCAUCAAUAAAAAUUGAAUUAUAUCCAGUUUCAAUCAUAAAUGUACUUGUGUAAAAAUGGAGAUCGAAGAUUUUUGGAAUGAUUGAUUGAUGAGAAAUUUAAAGGUAAUUAUCGGUCAUUUGUCGGUAAAGUGCGAGCGAUAUAAAGUUAGCAUAGUAGUAUUUCGUGUAAAUACUAAAAUAAAUGUCUAUCGUUGUAUUGGAUUAAUAAAGUAAGUGUCCAUCUAUAAUAUCGUCAAAACAAAAUACAAUAAAAAACGAUUAUGAUAAUUGUCGGUAUAUGAAACGUAAGUGUUUCUCAUAAUAUCUUUUAGGCGGUUAGCACCGACGAGAUGCAAGUUUCUUAAAUGUUCAGAAGCAGAGCUAUUUGAAUUAAUUGCAAAUGUUUCGAAAUAUAAAAUUUGAUAAUGUAAUGGACUGCUAAUUUUUUAUUAUUUCAUACCGAGUCGGAAAUAAUAUCUAAACUUGACAUAAGAAAUCUGAUAUUCAUCGCUAAUAAACAUGUAAAUUUUGCUUAAAAUUAAGCUAGCUGUAUCGCAUUAAUAAAUUGUAGGUUUUUGAACCUCUUAACUCUCCUUACGAUCAAAAUUCAAUAAAAAUGACGCCCUUUUUGCCGUGAAUUAUCAGUAUUUAGGCCAAUACACAGUGAAUUACUGCGAAUACUUCGUAAUCAUAAGUUUCCCAAAUAUAUCCUCCUUGCUUAACCUUAUAUUUAUUCAAAGUCGAAAUUCCUUAUAAUAUAUUCUUAACUGGUGUAAUCUAAUCUUUCUAUUGUAGUACAGUUAACAUCAAAAUGUAGUGGACUUUCUAAUGAUACUAAACCCAUCUGAUAAUGUUUCCUUUUCAAACAUAAUACAUUAAAUUAAAUUACAGACUUUUCCAAAUGAGUACAGUAGUAACAGAGAAGACUAAAAACUUUCAAGAUAUAAAUGAUUAUAAAUAUUGUAUUGUUAGCAGUCUUCUUUUAAUGCUACAUUACAUUUUUGUUUGAACAAUAAAAAAUUAUUUGAAAAUCUUUUAUUUGCUUGUCAGACUAAAAAGCUAAAUAGCAAAGGUUUUACCCAAAGGAAAAAUCCUGCUGAUAUUAUUCAUGUUACGAAUAACUUUCUAAUACUUAUUACUUGUUUAAUUACUACAUGUAACAUGAUAUAAUUAUUAUUGAACACAAACCUUGUAUUAUUUGAUUGAAGUGUAAAAUAAAACAUUUGCUUGCUGUUUACUUUCACCGAUUUAAUUACAUAUCAAAUUGUAUAUUGAUGAAGUGAAUCCAUGAAUGUACAGAAAAAAAUGCAAAUGUUUUAUUGUAUGUUUUCUAUAAUUUUUGAUCUCAUAACUGCUAUCUUGGCAAAUUAAUUUAAAUUGGCAAUGUUGUAUGGAAAAUGCAAUUUGGAAUUGCUGAUAAAUUAACAAUGUGUGUAAUCAUCACAAACUUUUCUAAUAAUAGCCAAAACUAUCAUUGUUAGUGUAAAGAAUUUUAUUAAGUUGAAUAAAUUAGUACAAAAAUAUGUUUUAAUUAUUUUUCAAAUUGUAACCUUUCAACCAAAUCGCAUAUUAAUGUUAGACUAUGCAAUAGUUAUUGAUUUAAACUUCUUCAAAUGUAAAACAUUUUCAUUUUAUUCCAUAAUGACAUCUUGAAUUUUAUUUCAUUAGAAUAUUCUUUUAAAUUAUAAGUGAUGAGAUUUAUUAUUUUAUCUUAAUUUGCAAGUAAUGAUUUGUAUUUAUUGUACAAAUAAAAAUUUGCAUUGAA
Molecule: messenger RNA, 7213 nt
Organism: Ostrinia nubilalis (European corn borer)
Lineage: Eukaryota; Metazoa; Arthropoda; Insecta; Lepidoptera; Crambidae
Gene: KrT95D
Product: phosphofurin acidic cluster sorting protein 1
Exons: 26
Coding region: 248-3769 (1173 amino acids)
Biological process (GO): protein localization to plasma membrane
Source: RefSeq, a predicted model, not a curated record